AUGUAUUUCUCUUUCGAAACCAUUCAAACCCUUGUGGUGGGAUUCAUAGUUAUCUAUGUUAUUCUUUGGAUUAGGAAGCCAAGAUUGAGUAAAAAUGAACCUCCAAUGAUUCCUUAUAAAAUUCCAAUAAUUGGCCAUACAAUUGAUUUUGUAUUUAAUGCCGAAACGUUUUUUUCUGAAUGCAGAAAACAAUACGGUGAUACUUUCAAUAUUUUCGUGUUCGGUCAGGUGAUUACUGUGGUUGGAAACAAAGCUCUUCGUGAAGUUUUUAAAGCCGGCGAUUCCUUUAAUUUGCAUGAAGCUAACAAAGAGAUGUUACCUGUGCAUCAUCUUUUACCGAGGGUAAAUGGAUUUAGUAACACAUCACAUCUUUCCAAAAUGGUGCGUGAAGAAGUUACUGCGAAAUUAUCUUUAUAUACAGGAAGACUACAAGAACAACUUAUGAUUGCUAUUAAUAAGGAAAUUGGGGAUUGUCCUAAUCCCAAAGUUAUUAUUAAUGGAAUGGAUUUUUUUUCAAAAAUUAUUGCUCGUCCGAUGGCUAAUAUGGUAGUUGGAGAGGAAAUAUCAAAACAUGAGGAUGUGGUCAACGUUUUUGCCAAUGUAGCCAAAAAAUUUGGAACAUUUUUUGCAUUACCUCCCUUUCUCUCAUUUAUUCAUCCAAAAAUCCAUCAACAAGUUCUUACCUUACCAAUUCGAUUUGGUUGGAAUCCUAUCAGAGAGGAUAUUAAUACUUUGAAGAAGUAUUUAGGACCUGAAAUAGAGAAAAGAUUAAAAGAUAAAGAAAUUCUUGGCGAUAAGUAUAAGCCACCUUUAGAUGUAAUUGAAUAUUAUUUGAAUGAACCUGGAUAUGGGACAACGGUUGUUACUGAUGAAUACUUAAGUUACAUCACUGAAGUUUUAAUGAUACUUGUUUUUGGCUCCGUUCACUCUACUUCUCGUCAAAUUGCUAGUGCUCUUUAUGAUUUUGCAGGAAGACCAGAACUAUGGGAUGAUCUUUAUGAGGAACAAGUAAAAAUUGAUAAAGAAUGCAAUGGAGAAUUAACACUUGAAUAUAUUGACAGAAUGGUGAAAUUAGAUAGUUUUAUCAGAGAAUCUAUAAGGUCUUUUGGUGAUAUUGCUGGCCUUAUGCACAGAUGCAUGGACGAUUCAUUUACAUUUAAAAAUAACACGACAAUUCCUAAAGAUCGUAUAGUCUACAUUUAUAUAAAUGAUAGUCAUUAUGACAAAGUAUAUGGACCAGAACCAAGGUCAUUCCUUCCUUAUUACGCUUUGGACAAUAAAAAACCUGCUUCAUCGGUUGAUAAAAAUUAUAUUGCAUUCGGUGCAGGGAAACAUGCUUGUCCUGGAAGAUUUCUUGCUGUUAAUGAAAUUAAAAUUUGUAUGCAUAAAUUAAUCUUGAAUUAUCAUCUUAAGAAGGAAAGUGGAAAAGUAGAUGAAAAAAAAUAUAUUGGACCAUUUGUUGUACUGCCAA
Diversispora eburnea is the source of this 1471-nucleotide messenger RNA. The record is from the annotation of a GenBank genome assembly. Lineage: Eukaryota; Fungi; Glomeromycota; Glomeromycetes; Diversisporales; Diversisporaceae.